Rhodotorula graminis WP1 is the source of this 684-nucleotide messenger RNA. RefSeq lists its product as uncharacterized. The transcript is spliced from 2 exons. Gene Ontology annotation, cellular component: kinetochore. NCBI's taxonomy places the organism in Eukaryota, Fungi, Basidiomycota, Microbotryomycetes, Sporidiobolales, Sporidiobolaceae. The annotation marks the transcript as partial. Gene Ontology annotation, molecular function: centromeric DNA binding. Gene Ontology annotation, biological process: attachment of mitotic spindle microtubules to kinetochore; spindle attachment to meiosis I kinetochore; kinetochore assembly. The record is from RefSeq and is a predicted model, not a curated record.
GUGCGCCGCUCGAACCGCGAAAAGAUCCCGCGCCUCGACUACUGGCGCAACGAGCGCAUCAUCUACAAGCGCCGGUCGUCGGGCAUCGGCGUCAACGCCAUCGUGCGCGUGCCCAAGGAGGACCCCGAGCCGCUCGGCGGCGCGCACGGCAAGAAGAAGGGCGGCGCGGGCGGCAAGCGCGGCGCGAGCGCGAGGGCCGGCAGCAGGGGCGGGACGGUCAAGCGCGAGGUGCCCGAGGAGCAGGGCGUCGACGACAUGACGGACCCGGACGGCCUCGUGUGGAGCUGGGAGGGCGACGCCGAGGUCUCGCGCCGUAUCGCCUUCACGGACAAGAUGAUGGACCCGCGCCCGACGUUCGACAAAAAGUUCUCGUACCAGAAGAUCUACCAGGAGCUCGACUACCUCGCCGGCGGCAUCCUCACGAUCCCGCCCAACGGCGAGAAGGCGCUCAAGCCGUCCAAGGACAACUCCUACGUGCGUCGCCUGCUCCCUCUCUUCCUCUCUCUCUCUCUCGCUCGUGUCGACAGUACGAGUCUGACCUCGUUGCACGCCCGCAGAUCUUCUACUGCAUCCAGGGCUCCGUCUCGGUCACGAUCCACCGCACCGUCUUCUCGAUCGGCCCGUGCGUCCCCUCUCUCUCUUUCUCGCCCUCCUUCCUCCUCCCUCCUCGAGCGCAUCUCCUGA